Messenger RNA from Vitrella brassicaformis, 4338 nucleotides. NCBI's taxonomy places the organism in Eukaryota, Vitrellaceae. The record is from the annotation of a GenBank genome assembly.
CGAACCAUAUGUAUACACAAUAAUGGCUAUGGCCUAGUCAACCACACACUAACACUACACACACAUCAUGAUGUACACACAUACAGCUGGGGUCCAUGUCGGUGUCCAGUGGUGGCGUGGCGUGCACAUACGAAUCAAGUGAGGGCAAGAUCAAGCUCAUGCAUCUCUCUCUCAUCUCGCCCUCUCCCAUGUCACCUCUCUCACACUACACUCACACAGAUGAGACACUAUCUUCUAUCUGUUUGGUUAGAUAAUCUCUGCACAGCCGCUGCACAGCAGCCGAACACGAGAACAGACCAUCAUGAUGCAGCGUCAUGAACUACACAAAUGCACUGAUCAUCCCAUCCUCACACACACACGCGCAGUCAGCAUCGCCUCGAGUGAAUGGGGCUGCAUCUCUCCUCAGCCGACCCGACACACUAACAUGAACCCGACAACUGUACACCCCACAAAUCGUCUAAAUGGUGGGCCCCGACUUUCUGUAGUCGAUGUCGCUUCUGCAGAUGGGGCACUGCGUGUUGCCCCUCCCCGGCGCAUAGCUCGUGUGCCAGCAGGUGACACACAAACAUCGGUGGCGGCAGGUGGACGGCGCCUUGCCGAUGAGCACCACCGUCCGCUGCCCGUCGUGGCACACGGCACACGACUCGUCGUCCUCCCUGUCGUCGAUGCGCCGCUGCAGCUGCCGAUUCUCCUCCUGGUGCGCCCGAAGCAUGAGCCCGUCGAGCUGUGAAUGCGGGCCAUGACGCGGGCGAGGAAGGCCGUCGCCUCGGCCACCGUGUGGAUGGACGAGAGGCAAGCCAUCGAAGGCCUGCACAGAGAGACAAACAGAUAGACAGCCGAUGUGUGUGCCCUUGUUUCAUACCUGUUAUGGGUGUCCAUCCUGAUGGCAUCGACACGCGACUGGAGCUUCCCCACCUCAUGCGAGAGGCACCUCAGCCGACGAUCCAGCUCACCGCUGCCCAGCUGCUGCUCGACCCUGAAUGCCACACACAGACAGUCACACACAUAUGGCGGUGUGGGAAUCCCCGCUGUCUCUGUGCUCACUCUGAGAUGCGCUGUGUGAGUUUCGCCAGCUGCUCGCCGAGCCCCAAACCACCAAUGUCAUCAGCUACACCAGCACCCGACGAGCUGCCCUCCAGCGGCCCACAGAGGCCACCCGCAUCAGCCGAGGAAGACCCCGAUGCCGCUGCUGCCCCCUCAGUGGCGGUGUCCUGCUCCCUCUCCAUGUGGGGCUCUUCCACUGCUGCCGAUCCGCUGCUGAGCUGCCGGAUCUUGGCGAGUGCGGCGUCGUAGAUGGGCUGCAGGGCGGCCUUCUCGGCCUCGGCCUCAGCGGAAAACUGCCGGAUGCCCUCAACGCCGCCCGCACGAACCACCUCAUCCAACUCGUCAACAGACCUGAAACACAUAACACACACGACACGAGGCGCGUCAAGGUCUCCGCCCUCUGUGUCUGUGUGUGUGGGUGCGGUUCGUCACACUUGGGUGCGUUGACCAUUGCGGUUUCCUUCUCGCGUAUCAGUUUGGUCUUUCGCUGCUCCAGCGAGGCGAUGGCCGCCAACUUGCCGUCCAACUCACAACGCAGCCUGCACACACAUGCCAAGACACACACGUGCUGACUGCAGUGCGAGUGCCGCCCAUUCAUCGCUUUUUCGGCUCACUCCUGCAGUCUGUCGACAGCCUGCUGCUUCUGCUCUAAGGCCAUGGCGCGUGCGGGAUCGACGCUGUGGGCAUCAUCGGCAGCCGCGGCCUCUGCUCUCCUUUGCCGCUCCGUCGGGUCUUGGCUGUGAUGUCCACCGCCCUGCCCUGAGCCCCACUGAGACCAAGCAGCCCCCACACCCCUGACCCACGCAGAGUCAUCAGAAGGACCGCUGGACGACGACGACCGGCCCGCGAAGCUCUGGCCUCGUUGAGCGCCGACAAAGGCAUUACCAUGAGCGGCAGCCGGUGCUACGCCGGCUCUCUCCGGCGCCUGCUGCCGGUCGGCAUAAGGCGACGAGUGAUGCUCAGGCGAUGGGCUCACUAGAGGAGGGACGAGGGGGCGAGGGGGGCUCUUCCUCAUGGCGGUGCUUGGCGCCUGCUGUCGCGGCGCCGUCUCCCGAGAUGAGCUCGAUUGACCAGCAUCCUGUCGUGAAGUCGCUUGAGUGGUCCCGCCUUUUCUGCUCUUCUUCUUCCUGUGUCGCGCGGCGGCUGUCCAUUCGCCGCCGUCGUCUGGCGUCGGCUCCUCUUGAUGCUCCUCCUGCUGCAGAGGAUGAGCCGAUCCAUCGCCAGACGAGGUGGGUGUCAGGCAGCCACUGUGGCUGCCGCUUGAUGCCGCAGUGGAGGCCAUCCCACCGUCAUCGCCAGCAGAAGAGGAUGGCUGGUCAGCGGGCCGGCGGGCAGCAGAAGCAGCAUUGGGAUGCCUGGCAUGACCUCUGCGGCCCCUCCCCUGCCCCCUGUUCCUCACUGUUUCCUCCUCAGCUAUCAGCUGUGUCGCUGUGUCUUCGGCCUGGCGCUGCUGCCGACGCUGCCAGUGACGCUGCAGCCAGGGACCGACAACAAAGCGCCACAGUGCCGACAGGCCGAGCAGGACAGCGAGAGUACCUGCGACCCAGGGCGCCCAAGGAGAGGAAAGCUGCAAAGGCAAAGGCUAUUGGGAAAGACAGAAGGAGAAAGUUUUCUGUCUGUUGUUUCUUGUGUCGUACGAGAUCAAUGCUUCUUGGCAGCCGAUACAAGUCAGUGACCUGCCAGACACACAGGGACACGCCAGACACACCAUGCAGAUCCACGCAGCUGUGCAUACUACUAUAUCGUCAUCGGCGUAGGCCCAAGGAGAUCUGAUCGCCAAACAAUCGCUCGUUUUGGCUCGCUUUGGAUCACGGCCGCACGCGAAUUCUUCGGUCAGUUCUUGGAUGGCUCGCUUACAGCUGCUCUGAAGCCACAAAGGUGCAAAAAAUGACACCGGUUAGGCGGCAUCGUCUCAAGUGUGUCAGACCCUCAUCUGAGACGAGAUUCUCAUCCUCAAGGCCGCACUUGCUCUGAUUGAUUGACAGGAGAGCAUGGUCAGUUAACACGCAAGACAUCCGCUGGCUCUCUCGCACCUGACAAAUAAAUUGGACAAUACUGCCAGAGUAUUCUUGACGUCCAUGCGAUCCUUGCUGGACUCCAGCAGGUCGCAUGCUACGCCGACACAGCCUUGGUCGACUGCAUAGCUGACCUGCAACACACAUACGAGACACACAUGCAUGAACACAGAAUAGUGUGAUCUACUCGCCCCGCCCCGCUCACCGCCGAUUCAUUUCCCCACUUCCAUGGCAAUAAACACGACGUAAAAGAUAAACACGACAUAAAAGGAAUAUAUUCGGUAAGCGCCUUCUUGUGGCUUCCGGGUCCACAAGCCGUGAUCGAAUUCGGGAUGACCUCAGCUUGGAUCGUUUGCGCCAUGCACGUGGGAAUCGUCUGGGGGCGCGUGUCUGCCACACAUAUUCGUGCAUUGCAAGCAAGUGACAGACAGACAGACAGACAAACAGAUGGCUUCAAGAGGUGCCUACCUUUCUACAGCCAUUCGACUCACGUGCAGUCUGAUGUAGGGCGGUCAGCGCGACGAAUGUUGCAUUCACGGCAUAACUGCACAUAAGGUGGUCGUUCGAAAGAAGUAAGGGCGACAGCUUCGACACCGCUCCAUACUCGAAGAACACAUCUGCCAGACCAGGCGGCGUCACGUGUGCAACCCCCCCUUGAACAAGUCCGUAUGCGGUGGGAGUCCUGCUCAGGAUUAAUGCCGCCGCUCUCACGACACGCUCAUCGUUAUGAUCCAGCAGCUGCACGAAGGCCGUUGUAAGUAGGUGUAUCCCCUCCUCGGUGAACGCCUCGGUGGCCCGAGCGCCGACUCGUGCCACCUGCACCAGCAGUUCGACUGCUUCGCGCGUGACGUGGCUGUCCUGAGUCUGUCCCAACAGAUGGACGAUGGUCCGCAACGGAUCAACAUAUCGCAUAGCCUCCUCCGGGUGAACGCUCUCCGCUAUAUCCUCUGUGAUGGCCCACAAGACUCUCAACUGCUGGGCAGUGUCAUGGCUCUCCAGUGACAUGGUCACUCGCCUCGAACAAAUAUUGGGCCGCCUCGUCGGCGCCAUCGUCGUCAUCGUCAAUGAAUCCAUCUCCUCGUCGAAGUCAGCCGCAGGAAAUGAGCCGGUCGGGGUGGCGAUAAGGGCCAGCGCAAAGAGCAGGGCCGACAGCAUCGGGAGGUCCGAUCAGCAACGAGAUCAGCUGAGGGAAAUCACUGCAGCCACGUUGCUCAACAAGACCAUCGAAUGGAAGGAAAAUGGCAUCCGGCUCAUGAUUUGGAGGAGAGAUGAGAGCGAG